Messenger RNA from Phytophthora sojae, 2022 nucleotides. RefSeq lists its product as hypothetical. The transcript has 5 exons. The coding region runs from base 1 to 2022 and encodes 673 amino acids. The record is from RefSeq and is a predicted model, not a curated record. NCBI's taxonomy places the organism in Eukaryota, Oomycota, Peronosporomycetes, Peronosporales, Peronosporaceae.
AUGGCGCCGACGGAGCGGAAGCGGCAGCGCGCGGCCAGCGACGACGCGGCAUCCAGAGCGUCGGCCAAGCGGCCAGCGCCUGGCCAAGAGGAUGCAGAAGCCUCGGGCGACUCGGCCGUGGACGUCGAGCUGGCCAGCAUCAACGACCUGCUGCAGCAGGAGGAGACGUCCCAAAAGCAGACCUGGCAGAUCGGCAAGCGGGUCAAGAGGCUGCUGGAGAGCAACGAGGCCCUGCCCGUAGCCAAGCAGCUGGACGCGUACUUCCUCUGGGGCACGGCGCUGGCCCGCCUGGCCUCGCUGAACGAGGACCCGACGCUGGCCGACGCCGCGGCCGACAAGUUCCAGCAAAUGUUGAAGUUGAGCCAGGCGGACGCGGCCAACGAGGACGCGGCCGACGCCGCGCUGGGGCCCGUGGGCUUCUCGCUCUGGGGGUCGUCGCUGCUCAUCGUGGCCACGGAGACGCGCGGCCGGCCGCUGCUGGACCAGGCGCUGGCCAAGUUCGAGCGGGCCGUGCAGGUGGACGGCGGCACGACGUUCGAGACGCGCUUCCAGUUCGCCAAGGCGCUCAAGGAGGGCGGAGACCUCGUGGCCUUUCUGGAGCAGGAGGACGCGGGCCAGGAGCAGGCCAAGAACGAGUACUACAGGAGGGCGCUGCAGGUGUGCGCCAAGCUGGAGGAGAUCUACAAGGCCGAGGUGGCCAAGCAGAAGGAGGAGCAGGAGGUUGAGAAGAAGAAGGAGCAGGAGGAGGAAGAAGAUGAAGAGGAUGAUGAUAAGGUGACGGCGGCCGACUUUGCCGAGGCGAAGCUGCUCGAGGCCGUGCUGCAGGGCCUGCUGGAGGACGCCAAGAGUGCGGAGGACCUCUACCGCACGCUGGCGCUGUACAAGGAAGCUAUUGAGCUGAACCAGGACAGUGCCGAGGCGCUGAUGGAGAUGACCAACUAUCUAGCUGCCAGGUGCUUGGCCAGGGAGAGUCUGGGGGCCAAGCCGACGGCCGAAGAGUGGACCAAGCUGUUUGACGACUUAGAAGCUCAGUACAAGCGCUUGUUGGCCGAGGCCGGCUUCGACCUGAAGGAGUGCCACGAGAUCUGCCACCGUAAAGACACUCAUGACCAAGAGGAGCCCGCGGAGGAGGAGAUUGAUGAGCGAGUCCCGCACCUGCUCAACACGCUGGGCAAGGGACUUGCGGCCUUUGUGCGCUCGUUCCCCGAGCUUGGAAACGAAGCGGCUGAACCUAGCAAGAAGCAGCAAAAGCGGAAGAAAUCGAGCGGAGGCGCUCGCUUCACGCAUGCGGUGGAGGUGUUGCGCUCCGCCCACCACUUCCACGACAAGCUCGGCGGCUACUACCUUGCGUGCUUGUACGCGUCCCCUGCAUUCGAACACGAAGAGCAAUGCCGUACAUGGCUCGAGACUGCGGAUAGCUACGGCUCAUUAGAGGACGAGUUCGACGUCCAGGAGUUCACCACGAUGCACGAGAAGGACUGGUUUAAGCGCCUGGCCCAGCCUCCGAAACAAAUAGACGAAAUUGACGGUAAAGACCACGCCAAUGCUGAGGAUGACGACGAUGACGGCUACGACGGCGACCUGAUCGAGUUCGAGCUGGGCGAGGACGGCCAGCACUUCUUCGACAGCAUGGACCCGCUCCCAGCCCAGGCCACGCCGAGCAGGCUGCGCGCCCAGGACGUCUGCAGCCCGUCACCGCAGCUGCUAACGCCGUUCGUCCUCAGCGUCGUGGCGGGGCUGCAAGGAACGCUACCGGACAGCGAGUCGCGAGCGGGGACGCCUCCAUCGUCAUCCUGUGUGAAGGGCAAGGAGGGUCAGUCUGCUGCGUUGGACGUGCUGGAGCUCCGUUCUCGAAGCUUUCGCCGUGCAGCGACCACCCCUCGCAACCGCCGCCGAAGCAUUCGUCACCCCAUGACUGCAGCCCCGCAAGGCGCGCCACAAGAUCAAGCCCCGACUCGAAGCAGCGCGAAGGCAGACUCCAGCUCGAGCUCGCGCCAGAAGAUCAACCGCCGACUCUUCUAG